This is a messenger RNA of Paramuricea clavata, 2725 nucleotides long. The record is from the annotation of a GenBank genome assembly. Lineage: Eukaryota; Metazoa; Cnidaria; Anthozoa; Malacalcyonacea; Plexauridae.
AUGUUCGCCGACGAUACUAACAUUACAGUGUCCGGUAAAUCAAUUAAGGAAGCUGAGGUGGGCGUUAAUGCUGAUCUCAAUAAUAUCAGAGAAUGGCUUCUAUCAAACAGGCUUUCUCUUAACCUUGUCAAAACGGAAUAUCUUUUGAUUGGAUCACGUCACAAUAUUAACACGUUGGAAGAACAACCGCGUGUUUUUAUUGGGGAUGAACCAAUUAAAAGGUUCAAGUGACAAAAACUCUUGGAGUCAAAAUUGAUCAAUUUUUAACUUGGGACAGUCAUAUUGACCAAAUUUUAAAAAAAUAUCUUCUGGAAUAAGUGCCAUGAGAAAGGUAAAGGAUUUCACUAAUUCUGAUACUUUGAAGUCAGUCUAUUAUGGUCUUGUCCAACCCCAUUUCGACUACUGUUGUGAGGUUUGGAAUUCCAUUAAUAGAGGCCGGUCUGAACGACUACAAAAUUUUCACAACAGAUGUGCUAGAACUGUUAUGAACUUUAAAGAUGAGCCUGGGCAAUCUCAACUGGCCCUCGAUCAAUUAGGGUGGAUAAGCUUGGAAGAAAGGCGAAAACAUAUUAUGGCCAUUCUCAUGUUUAAGGUUGUCAAUAAUUUGGCACCAUCGAGGUUCUCAUCAAUGUUCCAGAAUUCUAACCAUAUCCACAGUUAUAAUUUACGAGGUUCAUAUUCGUCUCUCUUUCUGUCUCGACCAAAUACAGAGUAUGGCAGAAAAUAUUUUCGAUAUAGUGGGGUUAAAAUCUGUAAUAGCAUUCCUGAACAAGUAAGAAACAGCGAAUCUUUAAAUUCUUUCAAUAGAAAUAUUUCCUCUGUUAGUCUGACGAAUUAGCUAUUUGACUUUUGUAUACCAUUUGUUUUGUAAUAUGUAUUUGUAUUCGUAGUUUAUAAUUUAUCUACGCCCCACUUGGAAAGCAGCUCCGGUUGAAGUGGCCAGCGUAGUCAAAUGAAGUUUUAUCUUUUAUCUUAUCUUAUCGGUUGAAAAAGUGAUCAAUCUUCAGUCCAAACGUAUACGCGUGAGCGUUCUGCCUAGAAAAUCAAAGGGCUGCGUAGCUUUGCUUUGUUUGCCUUUGCGUUUCGCCGGCAUAUUCAAAAUAUUAGCAAGUUUUGCUGAGUUUCGCACUUGGCUUGAAUUAAUGUCUGGUUUUUCGCAAGUGUUGCGAUAAACUGCAUGAUAAAAACUAUAUAUAUUUAUAAGUGCGCUGCUUAUCACCUUAUCAUUGAUGCCGAGCUCUGAAAUGAAACCCAGUCAAAACACACUUUAAAAAGUCGAACCUGAUUGGCUUACAAUUUGAAAUAAUGACAGGGGGCGGAGAAACAUAACAGAGAACGGAAAAUCUCCGCGAAAUCACUUUUUGUCUUCUACAGAGAAGGAAUUAUCAGCCCGGUUGUCCUCACAAAAAGAGUUAUGGAACGGGCACGUUUUAUUCAAUUGCUACCAAAUUUUGCCAGAAUGUAGGACAAUAUAAUUAUGAGGAGCGAAACCGUGUUCGAGUUUUUUUAAAUGCUUUAGUUUUCAAAUUAUAGGCCUCUGUUCCAUCGUUAUUGCUAAUUUUUGAUGAGUCAAAUUAUCUGCUUUAUAUCUCGGCAAAUAUAAUACAUGUCAAAAAACGCGAACACGGUUUUGUCCUUUGAUCAUUUAACGUGGGAAAUGUGAUAUUUCGGAAGCUUCCGAGUUUAAUCGGAUGCAUGGUUCUAAAGCUUGUCGCGCGAAGUGCGUCAUAUUUUCAAAAGCAGCUCGUAGCAACCAUGGUUUUUAAAACUCUAUAAUUGUUGCAAAGUAGUAGCAGCAGCAACGAUUUAUCGUUGUAAAUGCCAAAUUAGAGGUGGGGGGGGGACUUAAAAUUUUCGGUGCGCGGCGAGCAUUUUUCUGAAAUGGACUUUCAUCAUGUGGAGUAACCUAAGGCUGAUUGUGAAUAUUUUAUUCCUUAUAUAUACCGUUGUUGCACCCUUUUAUUCAAUUAAUUUUAACGUUUGUUGUUUUUGCUGUUUUACAAUUAAACAAAACUAAAUGGGUGCCCCUAUGUGUACGUACUUUGCUUAUUCUUUUCAGUUUUCAUCUUGUUUGAAGUGCCCUCCCCCCCGAGUUUUGUGGGCCCCCUUUGGCCAGAUAUCCGGGCUACGCCACUGUUCGAUAAAUCGUAUAUUAUAAAAGAAUAAGCUCUCCCAGCUUCACAAGUCCCAAUAACUCCAUUGAGCAUGCCAAUUUUAAUUGAAAAUCAUAUGUAUUUAUCAAAUGUGCUUUAAAAGAGCAAAGCCUUUCUACUUUAGUUUUAAUAUAACUUUUUUUCUACAAUGUUACAGACCGCAGAAUUUUACCUUCCCUUACUCCUACAACACAAGUGACAAUACCUGGCAUAGUGUUAUGCUAAAAUUCAUAAAACCUGAUCUCACAAUAUAUCUGGACGGAGUACAACGCGAAACUAGGAAAUACACUGUCAACAAAGGAAUUAUAAUUCCAAAAGGAGUUGUUAAACUUGGUUAUUGUAAAGAUGGUGAGGGUAUGGUACAUCACUUUGAGGGUAUAAUAAGUCCGGUUCGCCAAACAGACCGUAUAUCGUCGAGUUUCAAUAUUCAAAAUGAAAUUAGUCAUAAGUGUCCUAGUGAUACAGGUAAAUGGAAAGCAAACAUUUGGAAGGGAUUUCAUCUUGCGAAGAAAAGUAUUCCUUCAUGUGGUGUAAGACGUGAGUAUAUUAAUUUGUUCCAUAAAUCAGUGUAG